UUAUAAUCACCUCCAUCUCCCCGGUCCAACAAUGCAAGCAAUGGGAAAUCAGGAGGAAGACGAGGGCGGCUCAAGCACAAAGCUGUCAGGAUUCAAUGAAGAGACCACAGCUCCAAAUGAGUCACCUCCUUGUAAGAAGAAAGCCUUAGAUGCACUGUUUGGCGAUUCCUUCACCCAAAGAGAAAGAAAAUCCACAAGCGAGACAGCCAGAGCAGAGGUGAUAAGGUACCGAGCAAAAGAUGCGUUGCCUUUGACUGAAAAUGCCAUGAAGUGGUGGAGAUCUCAGGAGAAAGAGCUACCUCUACUUUCAACCCUUGCUAAACGGUACCUGCGUAUUCCAGGCACCAGUGUGCCAGCACAGCGAGUUUUUAGUGCUGCUGGCGACAUCGUGAAUGCGCAGAGGAGUGUUCUGCGGCCAGAUCAUGUUGAUCAGUUAAUCUUUUUGAAAAAAAAAUCUGUACGUUCAUUUAAGAGUCGUUGGUAACACCUCUUCUUUUGUUAAAAAUUAGUGUACUGCUGUUUGUUUAGUAGUAGCAGCACUAUUUUUGAUGUUGUAUUUGUAUUAUUUCUGUGUUAAAAAAAAUGUUGGUUGCACUUUGUUUUAUUUUAAAAUUGUAUUUAUUAUUUCUAUGUUAAA
Neoarius graeffei (lesser salmon catfish) is the source of this 637-nucleotide messenger RNA. RefSeq names its product zinc finger BED domain-containing protein 4-like. Gene Ontology annotation, molecular function: protein dimerization activity. Gene Ontology annotation, cellular component: nucleus. The record is from RefSeq and is a predicted model, not a curated record. Gene Ontology annotation, biological process: regulation of transcription by RNA polymerase II. NCBI's taxonomy places the organism in Eukaryota, Metazoa, Chordata, Actinopteri, Siluriformes, Ariidae. The coding region runs from base 32 to 484 and encodes 150 amino acids. The transcript is spliced from 4 exons.